Molecule: messenger RNA, 997 nt
Organism: Hydractinia symbiolongicarpus
Lineage: Eukaryota; Metazoa; Cnidaria; Hydrozoa; Anthoathecata; Hydractiniidae
Product: mitochondrial import inner membrane translocase subunit Tim29-like
Exons: 1
Coding region: 331-900 (189 amino acids)
Biological process (GO): protein insertion into mitochondrial inner membrane
Cellular component (GO): TIM22 mitochondrial import inner membrane insertion complex
Source: RefSeq, a predicted model, not a curated record
UUGUCUCACAUUGAUUAUGAGCUAGCUGAGUCUAGCUCAUAAUCAAUGCUAGCUCUGAGUCUUUAACAUUAAAUUGUUUAGAAUUUCAUACAUGGCAUUUGAUGAUUUUGUAAAAAGGCAAACCAUUGAAAUAGCGCAUAUACAGUAAUGCAAAUGCUCGUGUUAUGAUUAUAAAGCAGGCUAAUACUUAAUGUAAUUCAUUUUCAUGAUGUAAAGGGUGAGGAAAAGUAAUAUUGACAACUAUUAAGAAAUUUUACAAUUGAAGGCGUAUACUGUAUGGCACAAUAGUGUAACAAACUUGAGCAUUCUUCAUUUUUAAGGUAGCAUAAGAUGUCUGCAGGUGCGUGGAAAAGUGCCAAGAAUAUCAACCGAAAACUGUUUCCACAAUUUGAAAGUUUAAGACAAGGACGCCUGGCAAAAGUUUUCGAUUUAUACAGAGACUACAAACAAGCUUUUGUUGAUAUAUACAAACAUGUGAAAGAAAAGCCAGUCAAAGUUGGACUUCAACUGUCAAUGUUAGGCUUUGCAACUUAUUGCCACUUACACAACCCAGACUUAGAGUCAUACAAAGAACGACUACUUGCGGCAUCAAACGACCACUCUUUAUUGAGCGAUCUAAUACGAAAUAAAAAUUCCAUAUCAAGCCUAAAGACGUUGAUGAAAUACUACUCGGAAGAUCGGUUUAAAAGAGUAAACUUCGGUGUGGCGUCAGUCAUUAUGUUACAACCUCAUUCUCAUUAUUAUGACAGUUAUGAAAAACAUUGCCCUGAUACGCAGGCACGUUGGAUUUAUGUUCAUGACUGGAAGUCGCGUAUUUUGGAUAUAGGUGUUUUAAACAGAUGGCUUUUCUUAGAUAACAUAAUGGUAGACUACGAUGUUAAUCAAGAAGAGUUUGAAUGAUUCAAUUUUUAUUUCAGUCAAAUUUUUAGUUAUUUUAUAUUCACAGUUGAAUUUUGUUUAUCGCAGUAUAUAUUCUUCCAUUAACCUCGCUCUUAAA